Molecule: messenger RNA, 1173 nt
Organism: Hydra vulgaris (swiftwater hydra)
Lineage: Eukaryota; Metazoa; Cnidaria; Hydrozoa; Anthoathecata; Hydridae
Molecular function (GO): protein dimerization activity
Source: RefSeq, a predicted model, not a curated record
AUGGAAGCAUACAAAAAGCUUCAAACAUUUAUUUCUUUUAAAAGAAACUUAGUAUCUGGAACACCCGCUGAGAAAAAACUAAAAACUUAUGACAGAAAGCUACAAUUACAAACAGCUAAUAAAUGGAAAGUCUCUACGCUUGCAAAAUAUAAUGCUAAUGAUUGGCUUGAAAUUGAAAGCGUUGACGGAAUAGUUACAGCGCUAAAAUGCAAAGUAUGCCGAGAAUAUGCAUCGCAAAUUCAGAUUUUAAAAGGCUACACUCCGGAAUGGAGCUGUGGAAAAGGAUGUAGUCAAUUGCAACAUAGUUCUGCAAUCACGCAUGCAAAGGGAAUGUCUCAUCAGAAGGCUUUUGAGAUUUUUAUGAAAACGAGAGGCAUGAAUUUGUGCGAUCGAAUUGAAAAACUAAACGAGUUGCAGCAGGAAAUGCGGCAAACAGACAUUUUUUCCGCAAAAGAAGAACUAUCGCUUUGCCUAUACCCAAAAAUAAUUCAAUUAGAAGAGAAACAUGGUGUAGUUUUUGGUCAGGCUUAUAAAAACGAAAACACAUGCGGAGUAUUUAUUGACUACAUUGCUCUUAGUUUAGCGAUAGAUCUCAAAAAUAAACUAAAUACUCGAAAUUUUUUCACUAUUUUAAUUGACGGUUCUAACGACGUUUCAAUUAAGGAAAAAGAAGCUAUAUUUGCCGUUACUUUUAAUCCGGCUCCAACUGGAAAAUCUGAAGUAAACGUUGAACGUGAUUUUCUUUCACUUUUGGAUGUUGAGUAUGGAACUUCGCACGGAGUUUUCAACACCAUAAAAAAGUCACUCGAGAAUAUAGAAGUCGUAAAUUGCAAUAAAAAACUAGUUGGAUUUGGUGCGGAUGGCGCAUCCGUUAACAGAGGGAGCAAGUCGGGCGUUAAAAUGUUGCUCAAGGCUGAAGUCCCCUGGAUCACGUUUGGCUGGUGUGUAGCACAUCGUCUCGAGUUAUCAUUAAAAGAAAAAUUAGGAAAAACAGCCUCAUUCAAUGACGUUGAUUACAUGAUUUUAAAAAUGCAUUACAUUUACAAAAAAUCCCCCAAAAAGUUAAGACAGUUGGGUGAACUCGUUUCUAUUUUAGAAGAUGAUGAAUAUAACAUUGGUGGUUACCGACCUAAGAAAGCCUCCGGUACACGAUGGAUUUCACAUAAAGUUUAG